AUGGCCGCGAUCGUGGGCCGGCCCAAGACGUUUAUGGCCGUCGCCGACGACACGCGGGAAGCCGACGCACUCGACUUUGCCAGCGACACGGUCGGCACGACGCGCAUGGAGCUCACGAAGAAGAAGAAGACCAAGUCAUUGUCGACCUCCUCCAGUCGCCUAGAGCAGCUUCGACGCGAGCGCACAGAACGCGAGGCCGCCAGCAGCGCCGGUCGUCCAAUUGCGCACGCCACGGCGUUAAAUGAUGCCAAAGACUUGGCGCAGAAUGCUUGGGCAGUGGCGUUGUGA
Molecule: messenger RNA, 288 nt
Organism: Saprolegnia diclina VS20
Lineage: Eukaryota; Oomycota; Saprolegniomycetes; Saprolegniales; Saprolegniaceae
Exons: 2
Coding region: 1-288 (95 amino acids)
Source: RefSeq, a predicted model, not a curated record